AUGAACCUGAUCAGAUCGAGCAAAUUGUUGCAACUGGCUGUUAUGUCAGCCGGCAGCAACAAGGAGAGCGACAACAGCAGCAACGGAAGCCGCAACUACAACUGCAACAACAUUUUCAACAACAGCAAGAUAGAUGAUAUUAGAAACAAUUCACUGAAUAAUCUCAACACCUCAACACUUUCAAUAAACCUACCGACGACAUUGACGACAGCGACAUUAAAGUCAGCAGAAGCAGCCACAGCAACCACAACAUCGGCCACAUCAUCACAAAAAUCCCUCUUUGAUUCCAUAUCAGUUAUUUCACACGUACUCCCGCCACCUCCCUACUACUCAACACUACCAACAUCAACAUCAACAAAAUCUGCCAACUUUGCACAGACUUCAACGAAAGCAGCCACAUUUGCGACAAGGUCGACAACCUGCGCGACAAUGUCAGAAAGUUUCCAAUCAGAUCAAUUAACAUCUAAAUACAGAAACACAGAUGACAACAGGACUACCGACAGCGCCAACAACAACAUCAACACAACUUGCUUCAGCGACAGCAGUCCCAGCAACAACAGCUGCAACAUCCAAAAACUCCAUAGCUUGAAAAAUCCACGCGAAAAAAUCAGUGAAAAAGACUCUCCGAUGCAACUUGUGUCAGCCAUAUAUUCGAAAGGUAUAUUUCAUUUGACGGCAGCCCGCUACAGAUACAUCGGCGGCAGAUGUCGCGGCAACCACGGCCACCAUUACAGCGACUGUCUCAGUAAACAUGCUUCUUCUAAGAAAGAAUGUUUCUGUCGAAACGCACGCAUAAGACGAACGAACGCAUCAAGUGACAUCAAACUGUUUGGGAGUGCAGAACAGCCGCAACAACUAUUGCAACAACAUUGUGACAUCAACAUUAGGGCAUUAGCCAACAGCACAAUGACAACAACAAUGGCGUCACCAUCGUCAACAACAAACAACAACUCAAUCGAAAUGUUGUACGAUACUUGA
Molecule: messenger RNA, 978 nt
Organism: Helobdella robusta
Lineage: Eukaryota; Metazoa; Annelida; Clitellata; Rhynchobdellida; Glossiphoniidae
Exons: 4
Coding region: 1-978 (325 amino acids)
Source: RefSeq, a predicted model, not a curated record